Mandrillus leucophaeus (drill) is the source of this 3632-nucleotide messenger RNA. It is a transcript of the gene BOC, whose product is annotated as BOC cell adhesion associated, oncogene regulated. Gene Ontology annotation, biological process: axon guidance; cell-cell adhesion; nervous system development. Gene Ontology annotation, molecular function: protein binding. The record is from RefSeq and is a predicted model, not a curated record. Gene Ontology annotation, cellular component: axon; plasma membrane. The transcript has 20 exons. NCBI's taxonomy places the organism in Eukaryota, Metazoa, Chordata, Mammalia, Primates, Cercopithecidae. The coding region runs from base 235 to 3579 and encodes 1114 amino acids.
AUUUUCUGAUGAGUUUGCUUUUAAUGAUUUAUCCAACAGUUUGUCUUGCAGAAGACCGUUGAGAGUUUCAGAACAAGCUUCCUGGAAUCCACGACCCAUGAAAUCUUGUCAACAUUUAUACCGUCUGAAGGUAGCAGCUCGAAAGUAGAAGAAAGUGUUGCGGGGGACGGCAGUAUCUCUUUGUGUGACCCUGGCGGCUUAUGGAACGUUGGCUUCAGACCUUUGUGAUACACCAUGCUGCGUGGGACAAUGACGGCGUGGAGAGGAACAAGGCCUGAGGUCACACUGGCUUGCCUCCUCUUAGCCACAGCAGGCUGCUUUGCUGACUUGAACGAGGUCCCUCAGGUCACCGUCCAGCCUGCAUCCACCGUCCAGAAGCCCGGAGGCACUGUGAUCCUGGGCUGUGUCGUGGAGCCCCCAAGGAUGAAUGUAACCUGGCGCCUGAAUGGGAAGGAGCUGAAUGGCUCGGAUGAUGCUCUGGGUGUCCUCAUCACCCACGGGACCCUCGUCAUCACUGCCCUUAACAACCACACUGUGGGACGGUACCAGUGUGUGGCCCGGAUGCCUGCGGGGGCUGUGGCCAGCGUGCCAGCCACUGUGACACUAGCCAAUCUCGAGGACUUCAAGUUAGACGUGCAGCACGUGAUUGAAGUGGAUGAGGGAAACACAGCAGUCAUUGCCUGCCACCUGCCUGAGAGCCACCCCAAAGCCCAGGUCCGGUACAGCGUCAAACAAGAGUGGCUGGAGGCCUCCAGAGGUAACUACCUGAUCAUGCCCUCGGGGAACCUCCAGAUUGUGAAUGCCAGCCAGGAGGACGAGGGCAUGUACAAGUGUGCGGCCUACAACCCAGUGACCCAGGAAGUGAAAACCUCCGGCUCCAGCGACAGGCUGCGUGUGCGCCGCUCCACCGCUGAGGCUGCCCGCAUCAUCUACCCGCCGGAGGCCCAAACCAUCAUCGUCACCAAAGGCCAGAGUCUCAUUCUGGAGUGUGUGGCCAGUGGAAUCCCACCCCCACGGGUCACCUGGGCCAAGGAUGGGUCCAGUGUCGCCGGCUACAACAAGACGCGCUUCCUGCUGAGCAACCUCCUCAUCGACACCACCAGCGAGGAGGACUCAGGCACCUACCGCUGCAUGGCCGACAAUGGGGUUGGGAAGCCUGGGGCAGCGGUCAUCCUCUACAACGUCCAGGUGUUUGAACCCCCUGAGGUCACCAUGGAGCUCUCCCAGCUGGUCAUCCCCUGGGGCCAGAGUGCCAAGCUCACCUGUGAGGUGCGCGGGAACCCUCCGCCCUCCGUGCUGUGGCUGAGGAAUGCCACGCCCCUCAUCUCCAGCCAGCGCCUCCAGCUCUCCCGCAGGGCCCUGCGCGUGCUCAGCAUGGGGCCUGAGGACGAAGGCGUCUACCAGUGCAUGGCCGAGAACGAGGUCGGGAGCGCCCACGCCGUGGUCCAGCUGCGAACCUCCAGGCCAAGCGUAACCGCGAGGCUACGGCAGGAUGCUGAGCCGGCUACUGGCACACCUCCUGCACCACCCUCCAAACCCGGCAGCCCUGAGCAGAUGCUGAGGGGGGAACCGGCGCUCCCCAGACCCCCAACAUCAGCACGGCCUGCUUCCCCGCAGUGUCCAGGAGAGAAAGGGCAGGGGGCUCCCGCCGAGGCUCCCAUCAUCCUCAGCUCGCCCCGCACCUCCAAGACCGACUCAUAUGAACUGGUGUGGCGGCCUCGGCAUGAGGGCAGUGGCUGGGCACCGAUCCUCUACUAUGUGGUGAAACAUCGCAAGGUCACAAACUCCUCUGACAAUUGGACCAUCUCUGGCAUUCCAGCCAACCAGCACCGCCUGACCCUCACCAGACUCGACCCCGGGAGCUUGUAUGAAGUGGAGAUGGCAGCUUACAACUGUGCAGGCGAGGGCCAGACAGCCAUGGUCACCUUCCGAACUGGACGGCGGCCCAAACCCGAGAUCAUGGCCAGCAAGGAGCAGCAGAUCCAGAGAGACGACCCUGGAGCCAGUCCCCAGAGCAGCAGCCAGCCCGACCACGGCCGCCUCUCCCCCCCAGAAGCUCCCGACAGGCCCACCAUCUCCACGGCCUCCGAGACCUCAGUGUACGUGACCUGGAUUCCCCGUGGGAAUGGUGGGUUCCCGAUCCAGUCCUUCCGUGUGGAGUACAAGAAGCUAAAGAAAGUGGGAGACUGGAUUCUGGCCACCAGCGCCAUCCCCCCGUCGCGGCUGUCCGUGGAGAUCACAGGCCUAGAGAAAGGCACCUCCUACAAGUUUCGAGUCCGGGCUCUGAACAUGCUAGGGGAGAGCGAGCCCAGCGCCCCCUCUCGGCCCUACGUGGUGUCAGGCUACAGCGGCCGCGUGUACGAGAGGCCCGUGGCAGGUCCCUACAUCACCUUCACGGACGCGGUCAAUGAGACCACCAUCAUGCUCAAGUGGAUGUACAUCCCAGCAAGUAACAACAACACCCCAAUCCAUGGCUUCUAUAUCUAUUAUCGACCCACAGACAGUGACAAUGAUAGUGACUACAAGAAGGAUAUGGUGGAAGGGGACAGGUACUGGCACUCCAUCAGCCACCUGCAGCCAGAGACCUCCUACGACAUUAAGAUGCAGUGCUUCAAUGAAGGAGGGGAGAGCGAGUUCAGCAACGUGAUGAUCUGUGAGACCAAAGCUCGGAAGUCUUCUGGCCAGCCUGGUCGACUGCCACCCCCAACUCUGGCCCCACCACAGCCGCCCCCUCCUGAAACCAUAGAGCGGCCGGUGGGCACUGGGGCCAUGGUGGCUCGCUCCAGUGACCUGCCCUAUCUGAUUGUCGGGGUCGUCCUGGGCUCCAUCGUUCUCAUCAUCGUCACCUUCAUCCCCUUCUGCUUGUGGAGGGCCUGGUCUCAGCAAAAACAUACAACAGACCUGGGUUUUCCUCGAAGUGCCCUUCCACCUUCCUCCUGCCCAUAUACUAUGGUGCCAUUGGGAGGACUCCCAGGCCACCAGACCAGCGGACAGCGCUACCUCAGUGGCAUCAGUGGACGGGCCUGUGCUAAUGGGAUCCACAUGAAUAGGGGCUGCCCCGCGGCUGCAGUGGGCUACCCGGGCAUGAAGCCGCAGCAGCACUGCCCAGGCGAGCUUCAGCAGCAGAAUGACACCAGCCGCCUGCUGAGGCAGACCCAUCUUGGCAAUGGAUAUGACCCCCAAAGUCACCAGAUCACCAGGGAUCCCGAGUCUAGCCCGGACGAGGGCUCUUUCUUAUACACCCUGCCCGAUGACUCCACUCACCAGCUGCUGCAGCCCCACCACGACUGCUGCCAACGCCGGGAGCAGCCUGCUGCUGUCCAGUCAGGGGUGAGGAGAGCCCCCGACAGUCCCGUCCUAGAAGCAAUGUGGGAUCCUCCAUUUCACUCAGGGCCCCCAUGCUGCUUGGGCCUUGUACCAGUUGAAGAGGUGGACAGUCCUGACUCCUGCCAAGUGGGUGGAGGAGACUGGUGUCCCCAGCACCCCACAGGGGCCUACGUAGGACAGGAACCUGGAAUGCAGCUCUCCCCGGGGCCACCGGUGUGUGUGUCUUUUGAAACACCACUUCCCACAAUUUAGGCAAAAUCCAAUAUCCCAGAAAGACUAUAUAUAUAUAUAUAUUUUUUUUUAAA